AUGACCGAGGGCGCGCAGGCGGCCGACGAGGUCCGAGUGCCCCUGGCCGCUCCGGGCUCGGAGGCGGCGGCGGCAGGGGCGGCUCCGGGGAGCCCCGGGGUGCCGGGGCGGGAGGCGGAGCCGGGGUCCGGGCCCGGCGCAUCGCCCCCCGAGAGCCCGGCUGCCGAGCGCAGCGCGGAGCUGGGCGCCGACGAGGAGCAGCCCGUCCCGUACCCGGCGCUGGCGGCCACGGUCUUCUUCUGCCUCGGGCAGACCACGCGGCCGCGCAGUUGGUGUCUCCGGUUGGUCUGUAACCCGUGGUUCGAGCACGUCAGCAUGCUGGUCAUCAUGCUCAACUGCGUGACCCUGGGCAUGUUCCGGCCCUGUGAGGACGUCGAGUGCCAGUCGGAGCGCUGCAGCAUCCUGGAGGCCUUCGAUGACUUCAUCUUUGCUUUCUUCGCGGUGGAGAUGAUCAUCAAGAUGAUUGCCCUGGGCCUCUUUGGGCAGAAGUGCUACCUGGGGGACACGUGGAACAGGCUGGAUUUCUUCAUCGUCAUGGCGGGCAUGAUGGAGUACUCGCUAGAUGGACACAACGUGAGCCUCUCGGCCAUCCGGACAGUGCGCGUGCUGCGGCCCCUGCGUGCCAUCAACCGUGUGCCCAGCAUGCGGAUCCUGGUCACGCUGCUGCUGGACACUCUGCCCAUGCUCGGGAAUGUCCUUCUGCUCUGCUUCUUUGUCUUUUUCAUCUUUGGUAUCGUCGGCGUACAGCUGUGGGCCGGCCUGCUUCGGAACCGCUGCUUCCUGGACAGCACCUUUGCCAGAAACAACAAUCUCAGCUUCCUGCGGCCGUACUACCAGACGGAGGAGGGCGAGGAGAACCCGUUCAUCUGCUCCUCGCGCCGAGACAACGGCAUGCAGAAGUGUUCGCACAUCCCCAGUCGCCGGGAGCUGCGCGUGGAGUGCACGCUGGGCUGGGAGGCUUACGGGCAGCCUCAGGCCGACGGUGUGGCUGGCGCCGCCCGCAACGCCUGCAUCAACUGGAACCAGUAUUACAACGUGUGCCGCUCAGGCGGUUCCAACCCCCACAACGGCGCCAUCAACUUCGACAACAUUGGCUAUGCCUGGAUCGCCAUCUUCCAGGUGAUCACGCUGGAGGGCUGGGUGGACAUAAUGUACUACGUCAUGGAUGCUCAUUCCUUCUACAACUUCAUCUACUUCAUUUUGCUCAUCAUUGUGGGCUCCUUCUUCAUGAUCAACCUGUGCCUGGUGGUGAUCGCCACGCAGUUCUCGGAGACCAAGCAGCGGGAGAACCAGCUCAUGCGGGAGCAGCGCGCGCGGUAUCUGUCCAACGACAGCACGCUGGCUAGCUUCUCGGAGCCGGGCAGCUGCUACGAGGAGUUGCUCAAAUACGUGGGCCACAUCUGCCGCAAGGUCAAGAGGCGCACACUGCGCCUCUGCGCUCGCUGGCAGAGCCGCUGGUGCAAGAAGGUGGACCCCAGCAGCGCCCCGCACAGCCAGGGCCCCGGGCGCCGGCCAAGGCGGGCAGGGAGGCACACGGCCUCUGUGCACCACCUGGUCUACCACCACCACCACCACCACCACCACCACUACCACUUCAGCCACGGCAGCCCACGCCGGCCCAGCCCCGAGCCCGGCCCUGGGGACACCAGGCUGGUGCCGGCUGGGGCCUUGCCCUCGCCGCCCUCGCCAGGCCGUGGGCCCCCUGAUGCUGAGUCGGUGCACAGUGUGUACCAUGCAGACUGCCACGUGGAGGGGCCACAAGAGAGGGCCCGGGUGGCACACACCACGGCCACGGCAGCCGCCAGCCUCAAGGUGGCCACGGGGCUGGGUGCCAUGAACUACCCCACCAUCCUGCCCUCGUCCGUAGGGGGUGGUAAAGGUGAUACCGGCCCUGGGCCCAAGGGGAAGCGGGUCAGCGGUCCUCCAGGCACCGGAGAGCACAGCCCCCUGAGCUUGAGGGGCACCGACCCCUAUGAGAAGAUCCAGCAUUUGGUCGGGGAACACGGCCUGGGCCGGGCACCCAGCCGCCUGUCGGGCCUGAGCGUGCCCUGCCCCCUGCCCAGCCCCCAGGCGGGCACGCUGACCUGCGAGCUGAAGAACUGUCCGUAUUGCACCAGUGCCCUGGACGACCCCAACUUCGAGCUCAGCGACUCUGAGAGCGGAGGCUCAGAAGGCAACGCGGUGUAUGAGUUCACACAGGAUGUGCGGCACGGUGACCACCGCGACCCCAUGCAGUCCCCCCCGGCGGCGGACGUACCAGGCCGGGGCAGUGCGCGGCUGCGGGCGCAGCGUCGGGUGGCCCCGGGCAAGCAGGGCGGGCUUGGCCACGUCUGGGCCACCUUCAGUGGCAAGCUAUGCCGAAUCGUGGACAGCAAGUACUUUAACCGCGGCAUCAUGGUGGCCAUCCUCACCAACACUCUGAGCAUGGGCGUCGAGUACCACGAGCAGCCCGACGAGCUGACCAGUGCCCUGGAGAUCAGCAACAUCGUGUUCACCAGCAUGUUCGCCCUGGAGAUGCUGCUGAAGCUGCUGGCUUGCGGCCCGCUGGGCUACAUUCGGAACCCCUACAACAUCUUUGACGGCAUCAUUGUGGUUAUCAGCGUCUGGGAGAUUAUUGGACAGGCGGACGGCGGCUUGUCGGUGUUGCGGACCUUCCGGCUGCUGCGUGUGCUGAAGCUGGUGCGCUUCAUGCCUGCGCUGCGGCGUCAGCUGGUGGUGCUCAUGAAGACCAUGGACAACGUGGCCACCUUCUGCAUGCUGCUUAUGCUCUUCAUCUUCAUUUUCAGCAUCCUGGGCAUGCACCUCUUUGGCUGCAAGUUCAGCCUGACGACAGACACCGGAGACACGGUCCCUGACAGGAAGAACUUUGACUCCCUGCUGUGGGCCAUUGUCACUGUGUUCCAGAUCCUCACCCAGGAGGACUGGAAUGUCGUCCUCUACAAUGGCAUGGCUUCCACCUCCUCCUGGGCUGCUCUCUACUUCGUGGCGCUGAUGACCUUCGGCAACUAUGUGCUCUUCAACCUGCUGGUGGCCAUCCUGGUGGAGGGCUUCCAGGCAGAGGGCGACGCCAACAGAUCCGACACGGACGAAGACAAGACAUCCACCCAUUUGGAGGAGGAUUUUGACAAGUUCCGGGAUCUCCGGGCCACGGAGAUGAAGAUGUAUUCGCUGGCCGUGACCCCCAACGGGCACCUGGAGGGCCGCGGCAGCCUGCCCCCUCCCGUCAUCAUGCGCACGGCAGCCACGCCCAUGCCCACCCCCAAGAGCUCCCCACACCUGGACCUGGUCCCCGGCCUCCUGGACUCACGGCGUGGCAGCAGCAGCUCUGUGGACCCGCAGCUGGGCGACCAGAAGUCACUGUCCAGCCUCCGAAGCUCGCCCUGUGCCCACUGGGGCCCCAACAGUGCCCGGAGCAGCCGGCGCUCGAGCUGGAACAGCCUGGGCCGCGCACCCAGCCUCAAGCGGCGGAGCCAGUGCGGGGAGCGUGAGUCUCUGCUGUCCGGGGAGGGCAAGGGUAGCACGGACGAGGAGGCGGAGGACAGCAGGCCCGGGGCAGAGGCCUCUCCGGGGACACGCCCCGUCCCGCUGCGGCGCACCGAGUCCCUGGACCACCGCAGCACCCUGGACCUGCGGCCCCCACGGCCAGCCACACUGCUGCCCACCAAGUUCCACGACUGUAACGGGCAGGUGCUGGCCCUGCCCAGUGAGUUCUUCCUGCGCAUCGACAGCCACAAGGAGGAUCCGGCCGAGUUUGACGAUGACAUGGAGGAUAGUUGUUGCCUGCGCCUGCACAAGGUGCUGGAACCCUACAAGCCCGCGUGGUGUCGCAGCCGCGAACCCUGGGCCCUGUACCUCUUCUCUCCGCAGAACAGGUUCCGGGUCUCCUGCCAGAAGAUCAUCGCUCACAAGAUGUUCGAUCAUGUGGUCCUGGUCUUCAUUUUCCUCAACUGCGUCACCAUUGCCCUAGAGAGGCCCGACAUCGACCCAGGCAGCACCGAGCGCGUCUUCCUCAGCGUUUCCAACUACAUCUUCACAGCGAUCUUCGUGGCCGAGAUGAUGGUGAAGGUGGUGGCCCUGGGCCUGGUCUCCGGCGAGCACGCCUACCUGCAGAGCAGCUGGAAUGUGCUGGAUGGGCUGCUGGUCCUGGUGUCCCUGGUCGACAUCGUCGUAGCCAUGGCCUCAGCCGGUGGCGCCAAGAUCCUGGGCAUCCUGCGCGUGCUGCGUCUACUACGGACGCUGCGGCCCCUGAGGGUCAUCAGCCGUGCUCCGGGCCUCAAGCUGGUGGUGGAGACUCUGAUAUCGUCACUCAGGCCCAUCGGGAACAUCGUGCUCAUCUGCUGCGCCUUCUUCAUCAUCUUCGGCAUCCUGGGGGUGCAGCUCUUCAAAGGGAAGUUUUAUUACUGCGAAGGCGCUGACACCAGGAACAUCUCCACCAAGGCCGAGUGCCGGGCCGCGCACUACCGCUGGGUGCGGCGCAAGUACAACUUCGACAACCUGGGCCAGGCGCUGAUGUCCCUGUUUGUGCUGUCCUCCAAGGACGGCUGGGUGAACAUCAUGUACGACGGGCUGGACGCCGUGGGCAUAGACCAGCAGCCCGUGCCCAACCACAACCCCUGGAUGCUGCUGUACUUCAUCUCCUUCCUGCUCAUCGUCAGCUUUUUUGUGCUCAACAUGUUCGUGGGCGUCGUGGUGGAGAAUUUCCACAAGUGCCGGCAGCACCAGGAGGCCGAGGAGGCCCGGCGGCGCGAGGAGAAGCGGCAGCGGCGGCUGGAGCGAAAACGCAGGAGCACUUUCCCCAGCCCAGAGGCCCAGCGCCGGCCCUACUAUGCCGACUACUCGCCCACCCGCCGCUCCAUCCACUCGCUGUGCACCAGCCACUAUCUUGAUCUCUUUAUCACCUUCAUCAUCGGGGUCAACGUCAUCACCAUGUCCAUGGAACACUACAACCAGCCCAAGUCGCUGGACGAGGCUCUCAAGUACUGCAACUACGUGUUCACCAUCGUCUUCGUUUUUGAGGCCAUGCUGAAGCUCGUGGCUUUUGGGUUCCGGAGGUUCUUCAAGGACAGGUGGAACCAGCUGGACCUGGCCAUCGUGCUGCUGUCCAUCAUGGGCAUCACGCUGGAGGAGAUCGAGAUGAACGCAGCUUUGCCCAUCAACCCCACCAUCAUCCGCAUCAUGCGCGUGCUCCGCAUCGCCCGCGUGCUGAAGCUGCUCAAGAUGGCCACAGGCAUGCGGGCUCUGCUGGACACGGUGGUUCAAGCCCUGCCCCAGGUAGGGAACCUCGGCCUACUUUUCAUGCUCCUGUUUUUUAUCUAUGCUGCCCUGGGGGUGGAGCUGUUUGGGAGGCUCGAGUGCAGUGAGGACAACCCCUGUGAGGGCCUGAGCCGGCACGCCACCUUCUCCAACUUCGGCAUGGCCUUCCUCACGCUGUUCCGCGUAUCCACGGGGGACAACUGGAACGGGAUCAUGAAGGACACGCUGCGGGAGUGUGCCCGCGAGGACAAGCACUGUCUCAGCUACCUGCCCGCCAUCUCCCCCAUCUACUUUGUCACCUUUGUACUGGUGGCUCAGUUCGUGCUGGUGAACGUGGUAGUGGCCGUGCUCAUGAAGCACCUGGAGGAGAGCAACAAGGAGGCCCGCGAGGACGCCGAGCUGGACGCCGAGCUGGAGCUGGAGGUGGCGCAGGGGCCUCCCACCUGCCCCCGGCCCACGGCCCAGCAUGGCCCAGAUGCCCCAGGCCUCCUGGUUGUGCGCAAGGUGUCAGUGUCCAGGAUGCUGUCCCUGCCCAAUGACAGUUACAUGUUCCGGCCCGUGGCGCCCGCCUCGGCCCCGCACCCGCACACGCUGCGGGAAGCGGACGUGGAGACAUGCUCGGGCCCAGCAACCUCUGCACACUCCCUGCCCGUGGAGCCCUGCACCUCUCUCCAGGUCCCCUCAGCGGCCACACUCUCCCCAGCCAGGGACAGCGACACCCUCCAUGCCCUGUCCCCUCGGGGCACAGCCCGCUCCCCCAGCCUCAGCCGGCUGCUCUGCAGACAGGAGGCCAUGCGCACCGACUCGCAGGAAGGGCACGUUGACGGCCCCAGGGACAGCGGCCCGGGCUGGGGGGAGCCUGGCAGGAAGACCCCCGUGAGGCAGGCGUCCCUGGGGGCCUCCAUACGGUCCCCACCCCGGUCCCCGCGGCCCAGCAGUGUCCGCACCCGCAAGCACACUUUCGGGCAGCGCUGCGUCUCCGGCAGGCCACCAGCCUCAGGAGGGGAGGAGGCUGAGACCCCGGAUCCUGCCGACGAGGAGGUCAGCCAUAUCACCAGCUCCGCCCUGAGCCCCUCAGCCUCGCCCGCUGCCCGAGGAGGGGGAGGCAGUGACCCGGACCUGCGGAGGUUCUACAGCGUGGACGCCCAGGGCUUCCUGGACCAGCCCGGCCAGGCAGAUGAGCAGAGGCGGUCCUCCGGGGAGCAGGGGGGUGGGGAUGGCCACCCAGAGGCCAGGGAGGCGAAGGCUCGGGCCCCGGAGGCCGAGCCAGCCUUGGGGGCACGCAGGAAGAAGAAGAUGAGCCCGCCCUGCAUCUCUGUAGACCCCCCUGUGGAGGACGAAAGCACGGCCCGGGCCCCAGUGGCCGAGGGCAGCAGCACCACUCUGCGGCGGCGGACCCCGUCCUGUGAGGCCACGCCACACAGGGACUCUCUGGAGCCCGUGGAGGGGGCAGGGGUGGACCCUGCCACCAGGGGGGAGCGUCGGGCCCAGGCCCCCUGCCGUGCAGAACACCUGACCGUCCCCAACUUUGCCUUUGAGCCGCUGGACACGGGGGGCCCUGGCGGAGACCCGUUUUCAGACGGUGGCCACAGUAUGGCCCCAGAACCCAGGGCUUCCUUCUCAGGGGCCACGGUGCCUCCUGAACCCCACAAAACCGAGCCUCCCAUGCCCUCCAGCGACCCCCCAGAGAAGGGGCGGGGGCUGCACCUCAAAGUCCUCCAGACCCCCCCAAAGAAAGGGUCUCCCCCAGCCACCCCCACCCCAGGUAACAGUGUAGACAGGCCCGUGUAG
Molecule: messenger RNA, 7044 nt
Organism: Odobenus rosmarus divergens (Pacific walrus)
Lineage: Eukaryota; Metazoa; Chordata; Mammalia; Carnivora; Odobenidae
Gene: CACNA1H
Product: calcium channel, voltage-dependent, T type, alpha 1H subunit
Exons: 34
Coding region: 1-7044 (2347 amino acids)
Biological process (GO): neuronal action potential; calcium ion transmembrane transport; positive regulation of calcium ion-dependent exocytosis
Cellular component (GO): voltage-gated sodium channel complex; neuron projection; plasma membrane
Molecular function (GO): voltage-gated sodium channel activity; low voltage-gated calcium channel activity
Source: RefSeq, a predicted model, not a curated record